AUGUCGCUGCAGGAUACAGUUCAGAAAGUGCUCGACGCUGCCACGGCCGACGUUUCGCAGCCAAACGGUGUUCCUGGUGCAGUGGUGUACAUCGCCGACAAGACGGGCAAGGAGAUUGCCUGGGCUUCAGCGGGAGUCAAGCAAGCGGGUAAAGUGGCACCGAUGACCAAGGACUCGGUGUUUUGGAUUGCCAGUUGCACCAAGCUCAUCACCGCCAUUGCCUGCCUGCAGCUCGUCGAGCAGGGUAAGCUCGACCUGCAGGAUCCCGUCACGCGCCACGUGGCCGAGUUCGAACAGGUCACGCUGAUCGACGAGCGCAAGCCCAAGCAGGUGCCUACGGUGUGGAACUGCCUCACGCACACGUGUGGCUUGGGCUACUCGUUCUUCAACCCACAGCUCAAGGACUUGGAGGCAAGCAAGGGUCGGAGGGUGAUCGACAGUUUUGAUGCGUCCAAGCAGAGUAUUUUGGGUCCUUAUGUUAGCGAGCCCGGUACCGAGUGGGAGUACGGCCUUGGGAUCGACUGGGCUGGCCGGGUGGUCGAACAGGUCUCAGGUCUCUCGCUCGACGAGUACUUCCAGAAGAACAUCUUUGCGCCUCUCGGGAUCAAGCACGCCAGCUUCCUGCCGAAGACCGCUGGUCUGGCGGACAAGCUGGUUGGGUCGCACUACAGAGACACGUCCGGGAUCGUCUCUGCCAACGAGCACUGGAUGCAGGCGGACGAGUCCAAGAUCGAAGUGCAGUACGGCGGGGCGGGAUUAUGGGCAAAUGCGGCCGAGUACUGCCAGGUGCUCGUCGCGCUGCUCAACGGCGGCACACACCCCAAGAGCGGCGCCAAGAUCCUCUCGAGCCAAAGCGUCGACGAACUGAUCAAGGAGCAGCUCCACGGCAAACUGGCCGACGACAUGGACCGCGAGUUCCCCAACACCGACCCCCAAAUCUCCAACUGGUUCGAAGGCUGCACCGUCAAAGGCAUCCCCAAAACAUGGGCCCUGGGAGGACUACGCUUGCUCGUCGAACAUCCCAUGUUCAAGCGUAGCGACAAGUCCCUGUUCUGGUGUGGCAUCCAGAACAACUUCUGGUGGGCCGACUUUAAGGACGGCACCUGCGGCAUGGUGCAGUCGCAGAUCGGACCUUUCCUGGACAUGGGCACACUCGGAAUCUUGGCUCAGAUCGAACCUCAGGUGCACGCCGCAUAUGCUUCGUAG
Molecule: messenger RNA, 1206 nt
Organism: Sporisorium graminicola
Lineage: Eukaryota; Fungi; Basidiomycota; Ustilaginomycetes; Ustilaginales; Ustilaginaceae
Exons: 1
Coding region: 1-1206 (401 amino acids)
Source: RefSeq, a predicted model, not a curated record